Molecule: messenger RNA, 28306 nt
Organism: Coregonus sp. 'balchen'
Lineage: Eukaryota; Metazoa; Chordata; Actinopteri; Salmoniformes; Salmonidae
Source: the annotation of a GenBank genome assembly
AUUUGUGUCGCGCGGGCCUUCAAUCGAUAGCUUUGCAACAAUCUUUCCAAAAGAUGCUAGCUCACGGAAUUAAAACAAUAAAACGAAGAACAAUAACUCAAGAAACUCUUGCCUCUAUCCAAACUCGGAUAGACUAACAUUCAAGUAACUUCCUCAUAGUUUGAAAGGUGUAGCCUAUUUCUUUCAGAACUAUCGCUCUCGAACAUUUUACAAGAGCAAGCUCGCGCCAGUCUGAUGAAUUCGCCAAACCAGGACGAAGAUGAUGUGCCCGUUAAAGACCCGGUAAAAUACGGAGAGUUGGUCAUAUUGGGGUGAGUAACGGUAGGCUAGACGGAUAACUUGUAGUUAAUAUCACCGGAUCGAAACUGAGCUAAUAGUCGUAGUAGUGCACUUAGGCUACUAGUCUACUAUAUUAGCCUACUACGAAAAAAUGGAAGGGAUGACGUGUGAGGCAGUUGAGUUCGGUUGGUUUUGUUCUACACAGAAAUGUUUUAUCCUUUACUGCUGUACAGAAAAUGUAAAUUUACUGUUAUUUUGUAACAUAUUUACCCCACAACAUUGUGAGGGAAUUAUUGUGAAGGUGCAGGAGAUCGAGCGCUAAAUAAGGACACGUUACAGUAACUUUGUAACACUUUAUGACUGAUUUGAUACACUGGUGGUUACAUAGACAAAGUAUUGUUACUUUGUAACUAAUCUCGUUCACAGACACUUCCACCCAAAGGCGCUAAGCCCAAUAGCCUGGGGACGAGGUUACUUUGUAACAGCGCCUGCAGAUAAUUGUUAUAAUAAGUAGCUUGCUACAUUGUAUCAUCAUAAGCACACACUGAAAUGAGUAACGUUAAGGAGGAUGCAGCCUUUUUUCUUCAGUGGAGGUCUGAGUGGGUGUAAAAUCAGCACUCGAUUGCUCAGGCUGAAAAUCUCUAUGAUGUCAUACUAUUCUGGAACUGUGAUGAUCGCAGAAAGUGGGGCAUUGGAUGAAACCAAACCAACCGAUAAAACACAGCCUAACGUAUGCCACCACCAUUGAUGUGUAUGUGUGUGUGUGUGUGUAUAUAUAUAUAUAUAUAUAUAUAUAUAUAGCCCACUUUCGUGUUUCACAUAGGGGAAUUAAAUCAACAGACACACAUCUGCCUAUUGGAGCAUUCACAAAUGGCGCCUGUAGGCUAAAAACAUAUUUCCCCACACAUACCAGACAGGAUAUGCAUAAGAGCGAGACAGACAUUCAGCGUUUCCACCUCUGCCCAGUGUAUAGUCCAAAUGAUCAGUGGGUUAACUACUCUCCCAUGCGCUCUCUUACGCCCACACUUACGUCCUGCUUCCUGUAUUCACGCCUGCGACCCCAUGACGCCUCUCUAUUCCUCUCUGCAGCCCUCCUGGACUAGACCACUGCCCAAUCCCAAAUCAACCCCUGACCCUGGCACAGAUCUGAAAGGAUUGGAUAGGUAUAAACAGUAUGAUUGAAUACAGCUCACUCUCUGCGGGAUGGCAGAAAGCGGAUGUUUCCAUUUUUCAGGGAUACAUUAUUUUCAACCUAACUUUCCUUUGAAAAAUGAGUCUGGGGACUCCGCUUGGGCGUCUUUUUACGCCUGCUACGUUAGGUUAAUAUAUCUAGCCUACCUCUUGUCUUCUGAUAGGCCAGGGUGGAAUUUUUGGUGUAUUGCAUGUACCUCUCCAAUGCUCUCAGACCUACAAAAGUAACGCGACAUAAGGGUAGGGGUUAGGGGUUGAUACACAAGCACAUUAUGCUUCUCCCCACCGGAGACCAAGAUUCAAUCCUUGCAUCCUCCCUUCUCACACUACACUGUCUCCCCCUCUCAUUUCAGUACUGUCUCAAUAAAGUGCAAAAAAUAUGUAAGGAGAUGGGAGUUCCACUCAUUUGAAAAUAAACUGACUGACUACUAGCCCUAGUAAUUGUAGAUAGGUGUUAGUGGUAUGGUCAAAUCUCCACCUAGCCCCUGUGGCAAUGCUAUCCAUACAUAUGCUGUUGACCAUUAUGGGCACUUGAAUAAUGAUUAACUGCAUGUAGCUAAAGGACAGACAAUGACAGAGGAAAAAACAGCCAUGGCUGACACUACAAGGCACUCAGUCCUCUGCAGAAAUGCUAUCGGAAUAUCCCUCUCUCCUUUGUGGUGAGAAUAGGCCUGUAAUGACACUGUAAUGAUUUAGGGAGAGGGAAAGGGCAUAACUAGUCAGUUGCACAAUUGAAUGCAUUCAACCCGAAGUGUGUCUUCUGCAUUUAACCCAACCCCUCUGAAUCAGAGCAGUGCGGGGGCCUGCCUUAAUCGACAUCCACGUCAUCGCCGCCCAGGGAGCAGUUGUUGUUGGGGUUUAACCGCCUUGUUCAAGGGCAGAACGGCAUAUUUUUCCACCUUGCUGGCUGGGGGAUUCGAUCCAGCGACCGUUUGGUUACUGACCCAAUGCUCUUACAAUAUUCUUCACUCACCCCAGACCCAAUGAUGUUCUAUGAAAUGCUGAAUGUUCUCUCUCUUGGAUAACUAGCUGCAGUAUAAUCUUGAGAGAACCCUCUCCUCGUCGCUAUCAGACAUCAAGUGUACAUUUUCACUAGCCUAGGUGCGGCCGUUUCUCUCUCAGGCUGAUACAGAGAGACUCAUCCAUGCUUUUAUUACAUCCAGGCUUGACUACUGUAAUGCUCUCCUGUCUGGUCUACCCAAGAAAGCCAUUGGUCAACUGCAAAACACUGCAACUGCAAAACAGAUCACACAGUACACCAGUUUUAAGCAGUGUUGUAGUACUCGAGACCAAUCGGUCUUGAGACAACAUAUUGAGUGUGUCGGAUACAUUUGUACUCAUCAUUUCUUCCCAAGACCAGCGGAAUAAAAAACGAAUUAUCAGCUUCCAUUCAGUUAGCGCAUAAAACCAAUUCGCCUGGCCAAAUAUAUGCACUCCUUUCUUGAAACAUUAAUACAGUAUCUUAACAUCCUUAAUAUCUAUUAUAGACAUGUUUGCGCAGUGGCGAACCUAUAGGCCUUCAGUGUGUGACAGGUUCUUGAUUCUGAAAGCACAGCAGCCGUAAUACUAGCGCACUUUUUGUAAAACACAAAGGCCACAUUUUACAUUUUAGUCAUUUAGCAGACACUCUUAUCCAGAGCGACUUAGUUAGUGAGUGCAUACAUUUUUUCAUACUGGCCCCCCCCCCGUGGGAAUCGAACCCACAACCCUGGCGUUGCAAGCGCCAUGCUCUACCAACUGAGCUACACAGGGCCAGUGGUGUAGUGGAGCGUAUACCCACUUUUGUUUGUGGGCAUUGCGUAUACUCACUUCUUACUCCCUACUGAUGCAUAACAAAGUAGUGUAGUGGAGGUAUACGACUUAUCAAGUAUGUAGUACAAUAGAGAAAUCAUGCACAAUGUAGCCUACACAAUCGCAAAGCACGUGAAAUAUAUUCACAUGCGCGCCACACACAGCCUAGUUUCAGGAGAAUAUCAUCUGCAGGCAGCAAGAGUGUGCAGCUCUCAACUGGUUUAGCUCACAGAAGAAUGACAUCGGUAGCUGGUAGGGUAGGAAAGACGUUUCAAUUGAUGAUAUCUACCAGUAAAUGCUAAGGCAACAAUGGGUAUGCAAACCAGGUAUUGAAAUAGUUUAGUCCGAAGUGUUGGUUAGUAGGCUAUUUGUGAUGCGCAAUUGUCAUCAUCCGCUGUUUGCGUCAGGGGCGUAGACAUGGAUGGGCCUGGGUGGACAGAGGCCCACCCACUGGGGACCCAGGCCCUGACAGGCACACCCAAUCAGAUUGAUGUGGUUUAAGCAUUGUUGUGGACUUAGACCAUCAAACGUUUGUAUUUUUUUGUAUUUCAAAAAAGUUAGAUUUUGAGAGUAGAAAUCUGAAAAAUCUAUAGGAAACUCAUAAAAAAAGCAUAGGAAAAUAUAGGAUUUUUCGCACAGGGUGCCUUUCCUUCGCUGGGUGGGCCGUUUUAGAACUUUUUGGUAAAAUCUGAGUAUACCCACUUCUCCAGGCACCACUACACCACUGCAUAGGGCCGAUGGAAAAACAGCCGUCACACACAGCAUGAUGUUAAAGGAUAAGCAGUCCAUAAACUCUGACAUAAUAAGCCACUAGGUGUCAAUCAUAAGAAUACAAAAACACAGCCAUUAAGCAUUUCCCAAUCGAAAUGUGCAACUAUUACUUCCCAUUGCAAAAAACAUUUCACGUUUGGCACACAAAGUAACCGGUGACCUAAAGUUUUUAAAGUGGAAGUGACAGUGUUUUAACUACUUUGCAGAUAUGAAACAGGACAAUCAUAAUAUCAGUAAAAAAAUAUAAAAUUCCCAGUUAAUGCUACAAAAGCAAUUUUCUAAGACGUUUUAAAAAUAGGUUAUAUUUGACUCAACGUUCCAUGAUGUACACUAAGGCAUUGUUGGCAGAAUAGAUGGAUGCAGUUCAAUGCAUGAUUAAUAUAAUUCACCAAUACAUUCUUGGUAGUCCAAAAAAUAUUGCUAUCAGGUUGUAAAUCACAGCUGGGCUGGUACAUUGUUCGCUGCCUCCAUUCGGGUUGCACUAACUACUUAAUAUUAUGGACAAAAACGGACAAAUGUAACUAAGGCUGGGAAUGUCAAUACAAUCAAACUAGCAAGGGCAUUUAUCACAAGUCAGUCAUAACGUGGCUAAUAGGCUAGCGUAUCUAUUUAUGUAGCAAGCUAAAAACACGGAGCCUAACGUUAGCUAGCUAGCUGCUAGGAGGAUGUCAUGCCAUUGGAGGAGUGGGUUAGUGACUGACUUUUUCCCCUCAUUGUUUUUUGGUAGCUAUACACAGCUAGAGAUGCAGUGGUCAUUUGGUUAGCUAGCAAGAACUUGAACGACUGCUAUCCAGUUAACAUAUCUUUUGUAUUUGCAAAUUCACUCAGGCUAUCAACUCCGAUUCAGAGCACUCUCGUUUGAGUGUGCCAGAGCGCAGAACAACUGAUGAAUUUACGAACGAGCAAAACCCACUGAAUAUGACCGGUGUCAGUAAACGUAGACAAAAAAAAGUAAUAGUUAGUCAAGAACGCUCUAGAUAACAUGUAAACAGCCUAACCAGCUCUGCUACAGCGAGUAAAAUGAUCAGAGUAAGGUGUUCUCUCAUUUGUGUCUGGAAGUAGCUAGCUAGCCAACUUUAGCUAGUUAGCUUGGGUGCUUGGUUGGGACAAGCAUGCAUUGGCAGGCAAGCUGCACAACCUUUUAUAAAGUUCCCAAAUGUAAGAGGACUCCCGUGGUGUUUACAUAUUUGCAGAAAUCCAUUCAGGUGUAUUUUGUGGCUUUUGGCGAAUGCGUUCUAAUGAUCUAAAGUCGCACUGUUGCAACUGCCUGUAAACACUGUCCAGUUCAAAGUGAAUGAUGGCAGGCCCGUGUGGCAAAUGGCUUGUUUGUAUAAAGGCCUACUGUAGCACUGAUUGGCUAUAGUCUGUGUAGACUCCGGUCCUGGACAAGACAGAUGGUUUUAUUUACUGCAGUGUCUAUUAAUUGUCCAAACGCACGGCCGCUUUCCCACUAUAUAUUGCUAUCGAAUUUUCAGAAAUGCCUUAGUAUACUUAAUUCCCAAACAUUCUAAGAAUUUAUGAAAAUGUGAAAAUGACCAUAUCUAAGUGAUUGCUUGUCAGAAAUUGUUUUAAAAAGUGUCAUAUUCUUCCUAGGGGUGUAUAUGAACAGGUUUUAAUAAGAUGUCAUGUUGCUAAAAUGCAGUCAGUUCCACUUUAAAUGCAACAAUGUUUCACAAACAAGUUAUUUUCGAAGCGAUGACUAACAACAGCAAGUGCGCUGCCAUAAAAAAACACAGUUCUACUCACCAGGUGAUGAUCAUUUGAAAGGUAACUUCUUGUUGAAAGUUAUUCUUGAAAAGCGAGAAGCUAACAAAUUAGCAACAACAUCAUCUUUGAUAACACCUGCUGCAGCCGCUGCAAACUAGCCAACAACAAAAGCUAGCUAGCUAGACCGUGGAAAAACUACUGCUCGCUAUUGCGCAGUGACCUGUUGGCCUUCAAGAAGGCAGAAGUUUCCAUAGGUUUUUGUUAAAACGGUUCCACCCAUUAAGUCAAAAUCUGAUUGGUUGAUUCCACUGUCACUCCAAAAUAAUAAUAUAAUAAUAAUAAUAUGCCAUUUAGCAGACGCUUUUAUCCAAAGCGACUUACAGUAAUGUGUGCAUACAUUUUUACGUAUGGGUGGUCCCGGGGAUCGAACCCACUACCCUGGCGUUACAAGCACCAUGCUCUACCAAUUGAUCUACAGAGGACCACAAAAUGUUGCCCUAAUACAGUUGAAUGGCAGAUGCCUUUAUCUAGCUUCUGAUGGCCUAGCCAAUGGCUGAUUUAGCAAGCUAGAUUUAUCUCCCCAGAGACUAGCAAAAAUCCUGAUUGGAUCUUUUUUCUCUUCAGUGUUAAUCUUUUAUUUUCCAACAAAAACUAAUAAGAUUAAAUCAGAAUAUCAUUGAAAAUAAUAUAAUUAUCAUUAUUAUAUUAUUAUAAUCAUUAAAAAAUUGUUUCCCACUAUGUUUUGGUUAGUAAUAAUUUUUAGAGUGGCUCUAUUUUCCCUCAGCAUGCAUUUUUGCACUAUUUUUAAUGUCUAAAGAUGUAUUUUAUUUUAUUUUUUUACCUUUAUUUAACUAGGCAAGUCAGUUAAGAACAAAUUCUUAUUUACAAUGACCACCUACACCGGCCAAACCCGGACGACGCUGCGCCGCCCUAUGGGACUCCCAAUCACGGCCGGUUGUGAUACAGCUUGGAAUCGAACCAGGGGGUCUGUAGUGACGCCUCAAGCCCUGAGAUGCAGUGCCUUAGACCGCUGCGCCACUCGGGAGCCCGAGAAUCUAUAUGUUGUUCUGAAAUAUGAACACAGAAAUACUUUUUCGUUUUUCAGUUUGUGUCAUUAUUUUGUUUUUAUCUUAUGUUUGUUGUGUAGUAAAUAUUUCAGCUUUUAUUUUCAUUGUUUUUUAUUUGUUUUUUUCCCAGUAAAGCACAUUGCGUUGCAUUCCAUGUCUGAAAUGUGCUGUAUAAAUAAAGCUUGAUUUGAUUAUAUCCUGCUGCGAUGGCAUGAUUUGCCAGGUCCACCUUAAAGAUAACAUAUUCUGCAGUCUCUGCCUGUCUAUCGCAGGGCAUGUGACGUGACGUGAUGUGAUGUGAUGUGAUGUCUGUUCUGCAGUGAGUCCCUGUCUGUCUGCUAUCUCUCAUUCAUUACCUUAGUUACACUGGGCUCUGUGUGUCAAGUCCAGCUCUGCUGCUCACUCCUGCCUUCUCUCGCUCGUUCUCUCUCACACUUAAUGGUUUGGGUCUCACUGACGUCCCUUUUGGAUGGUUAAGCAUUGCACCUGUACUACCAUUACUGUACCUCAAUUCCACCUCGCAAAGUUAGCGUUUUCUUCUCAUUUAACUUCUCAAAGUAUUGCCAUACAAGACUUUGCUGCUGUCGCUGGCCUUUCUCUGCCAUUUUUCCAAUUGUUAACGACGAUGACGUAGUGGUGGAGAGUCGACUCCAAAAUAAUUAAUUCCUCGACUCCCGGUCUCGACACCCAUUUCUGAGUGUCAAGAUUCUGCUAGGAAUCGACUCCUCUAAGAUUCAGUAUUUUUUGGAAUGGAGGAGACUGAUUAGUUGCCGUACUUCCGAGAACACAAACACUUGCAUCUUUCAUAGCGAGCUAGCGAGGGACGGAGAGAGAGGGGCACAGUAUAGUGCAUUAGGCCUAUCUAUCGACAAUCAGAAGCUGCAUCUCGCAAUGGAAUGCUGUAUCUCACAAUUUCUUGGCUUGCAAUGUAUCACAAUUUCAGUAAAGCAGGGCCUAUCAUCAAUGAAUAGGAUAUUGAGAUGAGCGAGAUGCAACACUUCUCUCUCACACAGUUACAGUAUCUGCUCAUGUGCACGGGUUCGUUUCACGCUGUUCACAGAGUGGGAGCCAGGGAACCAAAACAGUGAAGAAGUUGAGCCUCGCGCUUCAACCCUCUUAGUUGUUGCGUAAAUUGACCCACUAUGCUGUUUACUUUAUGCAUCUACAUACAAAUAAAAGACACAAAAACAUUUUAUUUUCUCGGUUAAAGACUUUUCUUAACGUUAAGGAUCCCAAUUUCAUUUCAACGUUUUAACGUUCACACUCCUAUCUCUCACACAGUUUAUAUAUCUUCCUCCAUCCCUCCCCUCCCUCCUUCCCAGUGCUGUUUGCUGAAUCUCAGUGGCUCCUCUGCUCUCCACUAAAAUAAGCCCCGUGUCAGGGGGCAGAGGAAGUUAAUAUUUCAUACUGCAUGUACUCUGUGCUGUGCUGCCGAGUGCACAUGCGUGAAGCAGUCGGACCAGAACUGGCCAGGUGAAACGUAUCACAUCGCAUCUCGACCCUCUCAUCUCUUUCUGUAUCCCUCUCUUCAUGACCUUUGCCCUGCUCUCCUUCUGCCCCCUCUCUCUCUCCCACAUGUCCACCCCCUUUCUCUCUGCCCUGUCUCCCUGUAUUUCUUUGCCCUCUUCCUGCCCUGGUCUAUUUCUCCUCUUUCAGCCCUCUCUCCCCGCCCUCCUCCCCCUCUCCCUUGCCUGUUCAGCUCUGUCCUAAUGUGACACAGGGUCAUUGUACAGGUAGCAGUGUUCCAUUCAGCUCUCCUCUCCUCAGAUCUCAUGACAGGGCCUGUGUCUAUUCCACCCUAUUCUAACACUGGGAAAGGGAAAGAUCUUGGCUUGUCUGGUUUAGAACUGUUGAAUGAUCCUGAUCGUCCAGAAAGAGUAUCUACAGCUUAGGGAGGAAGAGAGAGAGGGAGAGUUGAUUUGAUUUGGAAGCAGAGUUGAUGACCCCUCACGAAGGGCUUUGUGCCCACUGGGCAUCAUCCGAAUAGACUUUAAUAGGUACCAUGCUGCUGAUUAGCUAAAACCAGCAUGCGGCCCUCUCCGUGAACUCCUAGCAUGACAGCGCAGCUCCACUCCGUUGCCAAGGAAGCUAGAGACGAGACACAAAAUAGUUUAGGUUUGAACAAUCAGCAGAGAUGACAGCACCGUUCCACUUAGGCUAACGCUUACUCAUCCACUCUUUCUCUCUUUCCAUCUCUCUCUCAUUCUCUUGCUUGCAAACAAGCAUGCACACACACACACUGAAUACAGUUUAAUUGGUGUUUCAGUGUAAAGAGGGUUCAACCAGUAAGUGCACAAUUCUAAGUGGAUUGUCAGUGAAUUGGGCUCAAGUGGUACUUAUCAAUGUAUGGGCGGGCAGUUGUACAAUACAUUAGUCUGUGAGGAAUGAGUGGUGGGUGUGAUAGGCCAGCGUUACAAAAGGGAAGUUUCAUUCUGUGGCAAAGUAUGCCUACAGGCAACCAACCAGCAAAACAGAAGGGCCAAAUGCUCAGUAUUGAUUUGUGAUAUCAACUGUCUUAAACGAUCACAUGAGGUGAAUAGGCUACAUGGGGUAUUCCCUUUCAUUAAUAAUGGAGCCUCUCUGUGUGUUUGUUUUUGUGUUCUCUGUAGGUGCAAUGGUUCUCUGCCCAGUGGAGACAGGGGGAGGAGGAAGAGCCGCUUCGCUCUGUACCGGAGGACCAAGGCCAACGGAGUCAAACCCAGCACUGUUCACAUCCUCAACACACCACAGGACAGCAAGGUGUGUGUGAUGUUAUCAUAGUCUUCCUAUGGUGGGAAAUGCUGUCCUCAUGGUAACCUACAGUAAGAGUGGACAGAGUAAAAGGAUUAUUGGUGUGUGUCUGUGUGAUUGCAGGCAGUCCACAGCAGAGGGCAGCACAGCAUCUCCUUCACUCUGUCCCGCAACCAGACGGUGGUGGUGGAGUACUGCCACGACAACGACACUGACAUGUUCCAGGUAAACACCACAACAAGGGUUUUAUUUCGGCUAAAUACCAGAAUGAUGCUAGCUUAUCUAGAGAACACUGAGGUCUUUGUCUUCCAAAACCAGGAAGAACAGAAAGAGGAUAGUUAUUGUACACCCAGGUGUUGCUACCACUUCCCCUUUUUGAAAGACAAAGACUUGGUUAUUAUUUAUUGCUUCUGCUGUGUGUAUACAACGUCCUCCAGAGUUUGUGUAUUGAAUGCUUAAUUUUGACUCGCAUGCUGGAAAUACUCUGAACCACCAAUGGGCUUGGCACGUGUGUUUGUGAGACACUGAAAUAAACAAUGAAUGAAUCAGCAAAUCCCACACCAAAACCCUACUGUACUGUAAGAACCACACUAUCAGACUCUCACGACAGCAGGGGAACGUGAUGAAGAUUCAAUCAGUUCUGAAUAUAUGUCUGGUGGUGGCCAGCUGAGAACAGGGACCCAGAUACAUUCAAAGCAUGGAGAGUGUUGUAGAACUAGAAAGAAAUGUACGUGUAUUAGGGGUGGGCGGUAUACCGGUAUGAAUGUGAAUACCAGUAUGACGUUGUGCCAUGAUAUGGAUUUUGCCGUAUCAUGCAUAUCAUGAUAAAUUAAUGUAUGAAAUAAGGCGUUUUUGUUUCGUUCAACAUUUCUGUCGAGUGAUACAGCCUAGUGGGCUAGUUCGAAUUGUUUAUUUUACUAGAAACAUAGCCUUUUUUAGCAAAUAAAAAAACUAGAAGCAUGGACAUAACACGCGAUCUGCCUGCCAAUCAAAGUCAACAAACAAGCAUGCACAACUGCAGAGUAAGUGAACAUUUAGUGAUGUAAACUCCUUUCGUUAGCAAAAGUGUCCGAAAAUCAAGCUUUGAGGAUGACUGAAGACAAGGAAAAUAACGCUAUUGAGGUUGAUUUGCAGGACGAUGAAGAAUGUGAUUUGGAACUGAAAACAAGAGCAAGAAGUGGAAUGAGAUAACGAGUGCAAUUACGGAUCACAUAGCAAAAGACAUGGAACCAAUUCAAACUGUGGAGAAAGACUGUUUCAGAAAGAUGAUUCGAACUCUAGACCCAAGAUAUGAUAUCCCGAGCCGUAAAUACUUCAGCAAAACAUGUCUGCCAGAACUCUACACAGAAUGUCGGGACAGAGUUGCCAACGAAAUCCGUAACUCUGCAUUCUUCUCUACCACUACCGACUUAUGGUCAAGCCGGACCACAGAGCCAUACAUUAGCCUCACGAUUCAUUACAUUGACGACAACUGGAAGCUGCAAAGCAAAUGCCUUCAGACCUCUUAUUUCCCAGACGACCACACCAGAGAAAUAAUUGCAGCUGGGCUGAGGGAGGCACUUUCAUCCUGGGGCUUGAAAGAGUUGCGUUAAGUAUGUAUGACUACCGACAGCGGAUCGAACAUGGUCAAAGCAUUGGAGCUGAACAAAUAGACAAGACUAGGGUGUUUCGGACACAGGCUACACAUUGUUAUUGGUAAGUUUCAACGUCCAAAACACACAGAGCUAGGUAGAAAAAUAAUGUCACUUAAAAACAACAUAAAAUGCAGAAUAACUAUUGUAUUCCUUAUCUCCUCUGUUUAAAGUUAGAGCUGACUACACUGCCUGAUCCUUAUACGUUAAGCCGGAUAUAUACAGCUAUGCAAAUCUAGAAUAUUUGUCAUUUGUAAAUGUGUGCAUGUCCAAACAUUACAUGGAUUACAUUGCUUUUAUUUAUAAGUGAUACAUUAGCCUAUGGUUUCAAUAUAUGAAUGUAUCCUCUCUCUUUCAAUAAUAAAUAGCCUACUCAAUAAAUUAUCCCGUUUUCUAAAGCAACAUAGCUCUCUUAAUCACAACAGUUGUAUGUAAAUCUAUAGAUGGAUUACAUUUGUAAUCAUGUCCAGUGUCAAUGCUGUAAAUUGUUGUAAUUACAUCAGAUGCUAUGUUAUUUCUAUUGAAUAAUUGUGAUUCAUAUGUAAUUAUUUUUCACCUUUUUAUUUUGCAGAGAGGAGUGUCCAAAACGAACCUCGGGUUUCCCGGGCCACAGGAGUGUGCAAGAAAGUGGUCAGCACAUUUUCCUAUAGUUGGAAGAAGCAGAAGGUCCUGACAAGUGCACAGGAUAAACUGAGCCUACCCCUCCACAAGCUCAUCACGGAAUCCCCGACAAGGUGGGGAUCUCGACUGCAGAUGAUGGAAACAGUCCUGGAGCAGGAAAAGGCAAUCACACAAGUCUUGGCAGCAGAAAAAAAAACACAGCACCUUGCACCCUCCUGGCAAGACAUUGAGGUCUUUGAAUCUAUCACGCCAGCACUUAAGCCCCUCCAGGAUUUCACAGAUGCCCUGUCAGGACACACUCACAUAUGUCUCUCCUAUCUGAAGCCGGUCCUCCAUUUGUUCAAGACGGAGGUUCUGAAAUCAAAUGAGGGCGAAGCCAAACUGACCGGAGAGAUUAAGAUGAGGGUUCUCAAUUCCCUGAAUGACAAAUACACCGAUCCUGAAACAGAUGAGCUGCUCACCAUGGCUACCUUUCUGGACCCAAGGUUCAAGACCACCUACAUGACCACUGAGAAGCUGGUGGAGGUGAAGGUGAGAGCUGCCUCCGAGACAGAAGCCCUCCUGGUAGGGAACACAGCCGUGGGAGACUUAUUUUUUGAAGAGGACCAGAGUGAGAGAGAGAAAGAAGCUGCCACUGCUCCACAAUCAGCAAAGAAGUCCAAGAAGAGCUUCUUUAAGAAAACCAGUAGUGCACCUGCCUUAAGAACCCAGAGACAGGUCAUCGAGCAAGAGCUGGACAGCUACACUCUGAUGAUGGCAGCAGACAGUGAGGCUGAUCCUUUGGAAUGGUGGCGAGUUCACGCAUCCAACUUCCCACAAUUGAGUUGUCUGACAAAUAAAUACUUAUGCAUCCCUGCCACAAGUUCGCCCUCUGAGAGAGCAUUUAGCACUGGGGGCAAUGUGGUCACAUGCCACAGGGCAACUUUGAAGCCAGAAACUGUCAAUAGGCUGGUGUUCCUGGCACGUAACUUGUGAAGAGGGAGGCAGUGAAUUGUUACAUGCUGAACUGAGAAACAUACAGACUGUCUGGUUAAUGCUUGAAGUUAAUUUGAAAAGGUUUACAACUUGAAUUCAUAAUGACUGGUGUUAUGCUGAAAAAAGACUGCACUUAUAUUUGGCAGGAAAAAGUUUACAUCCUGAGUACUCUAAAUAGUUGUUUAUAAAAUGUUACUGCAUAUUUAUUUAACUCAUAUACCUUUGUUUAUGUUUCAUGUUUGCACAGGUUUACCACAGACGUAAAACAAAUAAUAAUAAAAAAAUGCCCCCUUUCUGUUUCUAUAAGGUUUUUUAAUAUUUAGUCAUUUAUUAACUUUGAAGGGCUCAUAAAAUGUUCAAUUUUUUUUUUUACAGUAUAUCGUGAUAUUAUAUCGUUAUCGUCCGGACAGUGGAAAAUAUCGUGAUAUGAAUUUUUGUUCAUAUUGCCCACCCCUAACGUAUAUCUUAAGUGUUUUAUCACAGGUGUUUAAUUUAAUUUGAGUAACUGCACAGCUUGAAAAUAAAUGGUGCCGGAUGUUAUUGCUAUUUUUGUGUGAAAGAUAAAGUACUGAUAAGUCAUAAGCACAACAGGAUCCUUCAAGUCCUGGCCUAAUUAACAAGCUAAAGCAAACCUAAAAUCAUCAAAAUCACUAAAACCAUGACUUGACAUAAAAUAUUACUUUUAGCUACUAGUGGAGCAAAGGGCCUUAAAAUUGCUUUCCAAUCGAACCCUGUUCUGAACACAAUAAAGACCCAAUGUAAUGUUUCUCUCGUUUCCCUGCAGAUUGGGCGCUCCACAGAAAGUCCCAUAGACUUUGUUGUGACAGACACGUCAGGAGAGGGGAAGGAGGGCGAGGACCCCUCUGUGGCCCCCAGCACCAUCUCCCGCUUCGCCUGCAGGGUGGUGUGUGAACGCAACCCCCCCUACACCGCACGCAUCUACGCCGCUGGCUUCGACUCCUCCAAAAACAUCUUCCUAGGGGUGAGUGUGGAGCACAGGCUCGGUAGAGCGACCAAAUGGAGAGAUGUCAAUGGACGUCAGUUGAAAAUGAGUUGGAGAAGAAUCACACUUUGUUAUGGCCAUGUUCAAUUGACACAAAUGGGUGUGUUCCUAUUGGACAGGUUACGGCAGUACCUACCUACAUUUUCUCCCAUUGGGUGCCUACUGAACGCAAUAGAUGCAAAUAACCCAAGCUUCUGUUCUCUCUCGGUUUUCUUCUUCCUUCUCUACUUCAUCAUCAUCAUCUCCUCCUCCAGGAGAAAGCCACUAAGUGGAAGAACCCGGACGGCCACAUGGAUGGUUUGACCACCAACGGGGUGCUGGUGAUGCACCCUGAGGGCUUCCCUGAGGACAGCAGACAGGGUCUCUGGAGGGAGAUCUCUGUCUGUGGGGACGUCUACGCCCUCCGAGAGACACGCUCUGGACCCAGCCGAGGAAAACUGGUCAGUACAUAAGCUACAGGAUGUACAAACAGAGCUCUGUCCCAAAUGGUACCCUAUUCCCUAUAUAGUGGUCUACUACAGUGGGGGGGAAAAAGUAUUUAGUCAGCCACCAAUUGUGCAAGUUCUCCCACUUAAAAAGAUGAGAGAGGCCUGUAAUUUUCAUCAUAGGUACACGUCAACUAUGACAGACAAAUUGAGGAAAAAAAAUCCAGAAAAUUACAUUGUAGGAUUUGUAAUGAAUUUAUUUGCAAAUUAUGGUGGAAGAUACGUAUUUGGUCACCUACAAACAAGCAAGAUUUCUGGCUCUCACAGACCUGUAACUUCUUCUUUAAGAGGCUCAUCUGUCCUCCACUCGUUACCUGUAUUAAUGGCACCUGUUUGAACUUGUUAUCAGUAUAAAAGACACCUGUCUACAACCUCAAACAGUCACACUCCAAACUCCACUAUGGCCAAGACCAAAGAGCUGUCAAAGGACACCAGAAACAAAAUUGUAGACCUGCACCAGGCUGGGAAGACUGAAUCUGCAAUAGGUAAGCAGCUUGGUUUGAAGAAAUCAACUGUGGGAGCAAUUAUUAGGAAAUGGAAGACAUACAAGACCACUGAUAAUCUCCCUCGAUCUGGGGCUCCACGCAAGAUCUCACCCCGUGGGGUCAAAAUGAUCACAAGAACGGUGAGCAAAAAUCCCAGAACCACACGGGGGGACCUAGUGAAUGACCUGCAGAGAGCUGGGACCAAAGUAACAAAGCCUACCAUCAGUAACACACUACGCCGCCAGGGACUCAAAUCCUGCAGUGCCAGACGUGUCCCCCUGCUUAAGCCAGUACAUGUCCAGGCCCGUCUGAAGUUUGCUAGAGUGCAUUUGGAUGAUCCAGAAGAGGAUUGGGAGAAUGUCAAAUGGUCAGAUGAAACCAAAAUAUAACUUUUUGGUAAAAACUCAACUCGUCGUGUUUGGAGGACAAAGAAUGCUGAGUUGCAUCCAAAGAACACCAUACCUACUGUGAAGCAUGGGGGUGGAAACAUCAUGCUUUGGGGCUGUUUUUCUGCAAAGGGACCAGGAUGACUGAUCCGUGUAAAGGAAAGAAUGAAUGGGGCCAUGUAUCGUGAGAUUUUGAGUGAAAACCUCCUUCCAUCAGCAAGGGCAUUGAAGAUGAAACGUGGCUGGGUCUUUCAGCAUGACAAUGAUCCCAAACACACCGCCCGGGCAACGAAGGAGUGGCUUCGUAAGAAUCAUUUCAAGGUCCUGGAGUGGCCUAGCCAGUCUCCAGAUCUCAACCCCAUAGAAAAUCUUUGGAGGGAGUUGAAAGUCUGUGUUGCCCAGCGACAGCCCCAAAACAUCACUGCUCUAGAGGAGAUCUGCAUGGAGGAAUGGGCCAAAAUACCAGCAACAGUGUGUGAAAACCUUGUGAAGACUUACAGAAAACGUUUGACCUGUGUCAUUGCCAACAAAGGGUAUAUAACAAAGUAUUGAGAAACUUUUGUUAUUGACCAAAUACUUAUUUUCCACCAUAAUUUGCAAAUAAAUUCAUUAAAAAUCCUACAAUGUGAUUUUCUGGAUUUUAUUUCCUCAUUUUGUCUGUCAUAGUUGACGUGUACCUAUGAUGAAAAUUACAGGCCUCUCUCAUCUUUUUAAGUGGGAGAACUUGCACAAUUGGUGGCUGACUAAAUACUUUUUCCCCCACUGUAUAUAUAGAGCCCUAUGGGCCCUGGUCAAAAGUAGUGCACUACAGUGCAUUCGGAAAGUAUUCAGACCCCUUGACUUUUUCCACAUUUUGUCACGUUACAGCCUUUUUCUAAAAUGGAUUAAAUUGUAUUUUUUCCUCAUCAAUCUACACACAAUAACCCAUAAUGACAAAGCAAAAACGUAUAAAUAAAAAGUAUUCAGACACUUUACUUAGAACUUUGUUGAAGCACCUUUGGCAGCGAUUACAGCCUUGAGUCUUCUUGGGAAUGACGCUACAAGCUUGGCACACCUAUAUUUGGGGAGUUUCUCCCAUUCUUCUCUGCAGAUCCUCUCAAGCUCUGUCAGGUUGGAUGGGGAGCGUCGCUGCACAGCUAAUUUCAGGUCUCUCCAGAGAUGUUCGAUCAGGUUCAAGUCCAGGCUCUGGCUGGGCCACUCAAGCACAUUCAGAGACUUGUUCCAAAGCCACUCCUGCGCUGUCUUGGCUGUGUGCUUAGGGUCGUUCUCCUGUUGGAAGGUGAACCAGUCUGAGGUCCUGAGCGCUUUGGAGCAGGUUUUCAUCAAGGAUCUCUCUGUACUUUGCUCCGUUCAUCUUUCCCUCGAUCCUGACUAGUCUCCCAGUCCCUGCCGCUGAAAAACAUCCCCACAGCAUGAUACUGCCACCACCAUGCUUAACCAUAGGGAUGGUGCCAGGUAUCCUCCAGACGUGACGCUUGGCAUUCAAAACUCCAAGCGAACUGUCAUGUGCCUUUUACUGGAGUGCUUCCGUCUGGCCACUCUAUCAUAAAGGCCUGAUUGGUGGAGUGCUGCAGAGAUGGUUGUCCUUCUGGAAUGUUCUACCAUCUCCUCAGAGGAACUCUGGAGCUCUGUCAGUGAUCUUCUGGUUCUUGGUCACCUCCCUGACCAAGGCACUCCUCUUCAGUUUGGCUGUGCGGCCAGCUCCAGGAAGAGUUGGUGGUUCCAAACUUCUUCCAUUUAAGAGGCCACAGUGUUCUUGGGGACCUUCAAUGCUGCAGAAAUUUUUUGGUACCCUUCCCCAGAUCUGUGCCUCGACACAAUCCUGUCUCUGAGCUCUACGGACAAUUCCUUCGACCUCAUGGCUUGGUUUUUGCUCUGACAUGCACUGUCAACUGUGGGACCUUAUAUAGACAGGUGUGUGCCUUUCCAAAUCAUGUCCAAUUCAUUGAAUUUACCACAGGUGGACUCCAAUCAAGUUAUAGGAACAUCUCAAGGAUGAUCAAUGGAAACCGGAUGCACCUGAGCUCAAUUUCAAGUCUCAUAGCAAAGAGUCUGAAUACUUACGUAAAUAAGGUAUUUCUAUGUUUUAUUUUUCAUACAUUUGCAAACAUUUCUAAAAACCUGUUUUUGCUUUGUCAUUAUGGGGUAUUGAGUGUAGAUUGAUGAGGAAAUUUUUUUAUUUAAUCAAUUUUAGAACAAGGCUGUAAUGUAAACAAAAUGUGGAAAAAGUCAAGGGGUCUGAAUACUUUCCCCCGAAUGCACUCUAUAUAGGGAAUAGACACCUGUAUCUAUGAACGUGUCAUUUUCUCUGCUUCUUAUAUGUUCUAGUGUGUAGUAGUCUGAUGUCCUCCCUGUGUGUGUGUGUCUCCGGACUGCAGGCGGAGGGAGAGAGCAGUGCCCUGCGUGAUGGUUCUCUGGUGGACCUGUGUGGAGCCACUCUGCUGUGGCGUACUGGAGAGGGCCUGCUCCGCGCUCCCACCCUCCGCCACCUGGAGGCGCUGCGACAGGAGCUCAACGCUGCCCGGCCACAGUGUCCUGUAGGCCUCAGUACCCUGGCAUUCCCCAGCUUGCCACGCAGCCACAGGUUAGUAACAUACACAAUGGUGUAGUGGAGGGUAAAUGGAAUGUACACACCUUUUUUUGUUUGCGUUGGGUUUUACCCACCUUUUGUGGAAAAAUGCAUUAAAAGUAUAGGGAGUGUUUUAUUUAUUUAUUUUUUAGGGGGUAGAUCAGCUUUUAAUAUUGCAGCUAGAUUGUGGCUUCAAUCAAUGUAAUUGCCUGCAUCAUUUCCAAUCCCCCAUAUAUUUGUAUUGUAAAUAUACAGUACCAGUCAAAAGUUUGGACACACCUACUCAUUACAGGGUUUUUCUUAAUUUUUUUACUAUUUUCUACAUUGUAGAAUAAUAGUGAAGACAUCAAAACUAUGAAAUAACAUACAGAAUCAUGUAGUAACCAAAAAAGUGUUAAACAAAUAUAUAUUUUAUAUUUGAGAUUCUUCAAAGUAGCCACCCUUUGCCUUGAUGACAGCUUUCCACACUCUUGGCAUUCUCUCAACCAGUAACCAUAGGUACACGUCAACUAUGACAGACAAAAUGAGAGAAAAAAAUCCAGUCUCCAGAUCUCAACCCCAUAGAAAAUCUUUGGAGGGAGUUGAAAGUCUGUGUUGCCCAGCGACAGCCCCAAAACAUCACUGCUCUAGAGGAGAUCUGCAUGGAGGAAUGGGCCAAAAUACCAGCAACAGUGUGUGAAAACCUUGUGAACACUUACAGAAAACGUUUGACCUGUGUCAUUGGCAACAAAGGGUAUAUAACAAAGUAUUGAGAAACUUUUGUUAUUGACCAAAUACUUAUUUUCCACCAUAAUUUGCAACUAAAUUCAUUAAAAAUCCUACAAUGUGAUUUUCUGGAAAAGAAAAUCUCAAUUUGUCUGUCAUAGUUGACGUGUACCUAUGAUGAAAAUUACAGGCCUCUCUCAUCUUUUUAAGUGGGAGAACUUGCACAAUUGGUGGCUGACUAAAUACCUUUUUUCCCCACUGUAUUGUAAAUGAAAGAUGAAAUGUUUUGCUAAGAGUAUUAUUAUGUUAUUGAUCGAUUGACUAUGACUUUUCAAAUCACCCAGCAGUGCUAGCUCCAGGUAAAUUUGCCAAUUCUUCAGCCAUUCCUGAACCUGCGAACAAAAACAAGCUACAUAUGGACAGAACCAAAACAAAUGAUCUAAUGAUUCUGUUUCUUCGCAGCAAAAUCUGCAGAGCCGGGAUAGUUGUAUCCCCCAUACAGUGAGGGAAAAUAAUAUUUGACCCCCUGCUGAGUUUGCCCACUGACAAAGAAAUGAUCAGUCUAUAAUUUUAAUGGUAGGUUUAUUUGAACAGUGAGAGACAGAAUAACAACAAAAAAAUCCAGAAAAACUCAUGUCAAAAAUGUUAUAAAUUGAUUUGCAUUUUAAUGAGGGAAAUAAGUAUUUGACCCCCUCUCAAUCAGAAAGAUUUCUGGCUCCCAGGUGUCUUUUAUACAGGUAACGAGCUGAGAUUAGGAGCACACUCUUAAAGGGAGUGCUCCUAAUCUCAGCUUGUUACCUGUAUAAAAGACACCUGUCCACAGAAGCAAUCAAUCAAUCAGAUUCCAAACUCUCCACCAUGGCCAAGACCAAAGAGCUCUCCAAGGAUGUCAGGGACAAGAUUGUAGACCUACACAAGGCUGGAAUGGGCUACAAGACCAUCGCCAAGCAGCUUGGUGAGAAGGUGACAACAGUUGGUGCCAAUCUCGACAAAAUAACUGUCAAUCUCCCUCGGCCUGGGGCACCAUGCAAGAUCUCACCUCGUGGAGUUGCAAUGAUCAUGAGAACGGUGAGGAAUCAGCCCAGAACUACACGGGAGGAUCUUGUCAAUGAUCUCAAGGCAGCAGGGACCAUAGUCACCAAGAAAACAAUUGGUAACACACUACGCCGUGAAGGACUGAAAUCCUGCAGCGCCCGCAAGGUCCCCCUGCUCAAGAAAGCACAUAUACAGGGCUGUCUGAAGUUUGCCAAUGAACAUCUGAAUGAUUCAGAGGAUAACUGGGUGAAAGUGUUGUGGUCAGAUGAGACCAAAAUUGAGCUCUUUGGCAUCAACUGAACUCGCCGUGUUUGGAGGAGGAGGAAUGCUGCCUAUGACCCCAAGAACACCAUCCCCACCGUCAAACAUGGAGGUGGAAACAUUUAUGCUUUGGGGGUGUUUUUCUGCUAAGGGGACAGGACAACUUCACCGCUUCAAAGGGACGAUGGACGGGGCCAUGUACCGUCAAAUCUUGGGUGAGAACCUUCUUCCCUCAGCCAGGGCAUUGAAAAUGGGUCGUGGAUGGGUAUUCCAGCAUGACAAUUACCCAAAACACACGGCCAAGGCAACAAAGGAGUGGCUCAAGAAGAAGCACAUUAAGGUCCUGGAGUGGCCUAGCCAGUCUCCAGACCUUAAUCCCAUAGAAAAUAUGUGGAGGGAGCUGAAGGUUCGAGUUGCCAAACGUCAGCCUCAAAACCUUAAUGACUUGGAGAAAAUCUGCAAAGAGGAGUGGAACAAAAUCUCUCCUGAGAUGUGUGCAAACCUGGUGGCCAACUACAAGAAACGUCUGACCUCUGUGAUUGCCAACAAGGGUUUUGCCACCAAGUACUAAGUCAUGUUUUGCAGAGGGGUCAAAUACUUAUUUCCCUCAUUAAAAUGCAAAUCAAUUUAUAAAAUUUUUGAUGUGAGUUUUUCUGGAUUUUGUUGUUGUUAUUCUGUCUCUCAGUGUUCAAAUAAACCUACCAUUAAAAUUAUAGACUGAUCAUUUCUUUGUCAGUGGGCAAACGUACAAAAUCAGCAGGGGGUCAAAUACUUUUUUCCCUCACUGUAUAUAUAUAUAUAUAUAUAUAAAACACUCGAUUGGUUGCAAAAAUUUAGUGUAAUAAUUUAAAUUUAAAACUCUUAGGUUUUGUGUAUCAGUUCAUAAACCAUGUGCCAUGGAAUCGGUACAUCGAAAGUCUCUUCCCAACUAUUUUGCAAUCUAUAUGGCACAGCUGCCAAUUUUUGGGUCCUUAAAGUAAACUGGUAUACUUUUUUAUUCAUCACAUUUUUCUUUAACCAAUUUUGGUCUUUUAAUGCAGGGCUGGCAGACAAGUUCCUUACUUUCUCUCUGUUCCACUUGCCUCUUCUAUUUUUGCGGUAAUGCUGCAAUUAGUUGGUUGUAAUUCUGGGUAGAGCAGACAUUUCCAUAUAUUUUUGUUAGCUGCAUGUGUGACAACUCCACCAGUCCUAUUUAUGAUAUAAUUUACAAAGAUUAUGCCAUUUAAAAACUUUUUUAAUCAAUUAGUACAUUUGCGUUUAACCAUAAUAUUUGUUGUAAAAUUUGUUCUGUUUUUUUCUGGUGGAUUAAACUGAAAUUGCAACCAACUUUCUAUGGCUUGUUUUAAAAAUAGUGAUAUUUUGGAGAUUAUUUCAUUUUCAAAUAACCGAAAGUGAGAGGUUGUAAUCUGAAUAAAGGGGAAAAGGCCAUUCUUGAACAUGGGGUGAGACAUUCUUAAUAAUCUUGUAGAGAACCAGUUCGGAUUUGAGUAUAACUUUUGUAUGACCGAAGCCUUUAGUGAGAGGUCUAAUGCUUUAAUAUUUAAUCAUUUCUGCCAUCCAAAUUCAUAUUCAUUAUAUAAAUAGGCCUGUUGAAUUUGGUCUGGCUUGCCGUUCCAAAUAAAAUAGAAAAACAUUUGCUCAUAUAAUUGAAAAAACAAGUCGCUAGGUGUAGGCAAGGCCAUAAGCAAAUAGGUAAACUGGGAUAUGACUAAAGAGUUAAUCAUGGUGAUUUUUCCACAAAUAGACAGGUAUUUUCCUUUCCAUGGUAGCAAGAUCUUUCUAUUACAGUUUAUUGUAGUGAGAUCAUUUCUUUUUUUCGGGAUAUGAAUACUGAGUAUGUCCACUUCACUGUCAGACCAUUUUAUUGGUAAACUACAUGGUAAUGUAAAACAUUUAAACACACUUAAUAAAGUACACAUCAUAAUUUCGUUGUAAUCCAGAAGGUUAUAAAAAUUAGCUAGAUCCUCUAUGAGGCUGUGGAUGGAUCCACAUUUUGGAUUACACCACAUCAGUCACUGGCUUCAUCAAUAAGUGCAUCGAUGAUGUCGUCCCCACAGUGACCGUACGUACAUACCCCAACCAGAAGCCAUGGAUUACAGGAAACAUCCGCACUGAGCUAAAGGGUAGAGCUGCCGCUUUCAAGGAACGGGACUCUAACCCGGACGCUUAUAAGAAAUCCCGCUAUGCCCUCCGACGAACCAUCAAACAGGCAAAGAGUCAAUACAGGGCUAAGAUUGAAUCAUACUACACUGGCUCUGACGCUCGUCGGAUGUGGCAGGGCUUGAAAACUAUUACAGACUACAAAGGGAAGCACAGCCGCGAGCUGCCCAGUGACACAAGCCUACCAGACGAGCUAAACCACUUCUAUGCUCGCUUCGAGGCAAGCAACACUGAAGCAUGCAUGAGAGCACCAGCUGUUCCGGAUGACUAUGUGAUCACGCUCUCCGUAGCCGAUGUGAGUAAGACUUUUAAGCAGGUCAACAUUCACAAGGCCGCAGGGCCAGACGGAUUACCAGGACGUGUACUCCGAGCAUGUGCUGACCAACUGGCAAGUGUCUUCACUGACAUUUUCAACAUGUCCCUGACUGAGUCUGUAAUACCAACAUGUUUCAAGCAGACCACCAUAGUCCCCGUGCCCAAGGACUCUUAAGAUAACCUGCCUAAAUUACUACCGACCCGUAGCACUGACGUCUGUAGCCAUGACGUGCUUUGAAAGGCUGGUCAUGGCUCACAUCAACAGCAUUAUCCCAGAAACCCUAGACCCACUCCAAUUUGCAUACCGCCCCAACAGAUCCACAGAUGAUGCAAUCUCUAUUGCACUCCACACUGCCCUUUCCCACCUGGACAAGAGGAACACCUACGUGAGAAUGCUAUUCAUUGACUACAGCUCAGCAUUCAACACCAUAGUGCCCUCUAAGCUCAUCACUAAGCUAAGGAUCCUGGGACUAAACACCUCCCUCUGCAACUGGAUCCUGGACUUCCUGACGGGCCGCCCCCAGGUGGUAAGGGUAGGUAACAACACAUCUGCCACACUGAUCCUCAACACGGGGGCCCCUCUGGGGUGCGUGCUCAGUCCCCUCCUGUACUCUCUGUUCACCCAUGACUGCAUGGCCAGGCACGACUCCAACACCAUCAUUAAGUUUGCCGACGACACAACAGUGGUAGGCCUGAUCACCGACAACGAUGAGACAGCCUAUAGGGAGGAGGUCAGAGACCUGGCCGUGUGGUGCCAGGACAACAACCUCUCCCUCAACGUGACCAAGACAAAGGAGAUGAUUGUGGACUACAGGAAAAAAAAGAGGACUGAGCACGCCCCCAUUCUCAUCGACGGGGCUGUAGUGGAACAGGUUGAGAGCUUCAAGUUCCUUGGUGUCCACAUCACCAACGAACUAUCAUGGUCCAAACACACCAAGACAGUCGUGAAGAGGGCACGACAAAGCCUAUUCCCCCUCAGGAGACUGAAAAGAUUUGGCAUGGGCCCUCAGAUCCUCAAAAAAUUCUACAGCUGCACCAUCGAGAGCAUCCUGACUGGUUGCAUCACCGCCUGGUAUGGCAACUGCUUGGCCUCCGACCGCAAGGCACUACAGAGGGUAGUGCGUACGGCCCAGUACAUCACUGGGGCCAAGCUUCCUGCCAUCCAGGACCUCUAUACCAGGCGGUGUCAGAGGAAGGCCCUCAAAAUUGUCAAAGACUCCAGCCACCCUAGUCAUAGACUGUUCUCCCUGCUACCGCACGGCAAGUGGUACCGGAGUGCCAAGUCUAGGUCCAAAAGACUUCUCAACAGCUUCUACCCCCAAGCCAUAAGACUCCUGAACAGCUAAUCAUGGCUACCCGGACUAUUUGCACUGCCCCCCCACCCCAUCCUUUUUACGCUGCUGCUACUCUGUUAAUUAUUUAUGCAUAGUCACUUUAACUCUACCCACAUGUACAUAUUACUUCAACUAUCGCAACUAGCCGGUGCCCCCGCACAUUGACUCUGCACCGGUACCCCCCUGUAUAUAUAGCCUCCCUACUGUUAUUUUAUUUUACUUCUGCUCUUUUUUUCUCAACACUUUUUUUGUUGUUGUUUUAUUUUUACUUUUUUUGUUAAAAAUAAAUGCACUGUUGGUUAAGGGCUGUAAGUAAGCAUUUCACUGUAAUGUCUGCACCUGUUGUAUUCGGCGCAUGUGACCAAUACAAUUUGAUUUGAUUUGAUUUAAAAGAACAUGAAUCAUUAGCGUACAAUGACAACUUUGUUUUUAAGCCCUGGCUUUCUAGCCCCUUGAUAUUAUUGUUGGAUCUGAUUUUAAUAGCUAACAUUUCGAUGGCCAUAAUAAAUAGAUAUACCGAUAGUGGACAACCUUGUUUUACUCCUCUUGACAGUUUAAUACUUUCGGCGAAAUAGCAAUUAUUUACUAUUUUACACCUAGGGUUACUGUACUGUACAUAACCCAUUGUAUAAGAGAUUCUCCAAAAUUGAAAUAUUCCAGGUAUUUAUAUAUAAAUUCAGUUGUACUUUAUCAAAAGCCUUUUCGAAGUCAGCUAUCAAUACCAGGCCUGGUUUCCCAGACUUUUCAUUGUGAUCUAUUGUUUACAGUACUUGUAUUAUUAUCUCCCAAUGUAUCGUCAAUGUAAAAAAUCUGUCUGAUUAGGAUGAAUGAUAUCCGACAAUAUUUUUUUAAUUCUAUGCCUUUUGCUAGAAUUUUUGCAUCAGAAUACUGAAGUGUAAGGGGCCUCCAAUUUUUUUAAUGGACUGGAUUUUUAUAUUUACCACUUUGGUCCUUUUUCAGUAAUAAUGAAAUCAGACCUUCUUGUUGAGUACAGUGGGGGAAAAAAAAGUAUUUAGUCAGCCACCAAUUACGCAAGUUCUCCCACUUAAAAAGAUGAGAGAGGCCUGUAAUUUUAAUCAUAAGUACACGUCAACUAUGACAGACAAAAUGAGAAUUUAUUUUCUCCAGAAAAUCACAUUGUAGGAUUUUUAAUGAAUUUAUUUGCAUAUUAUGGUGGAAAAUAAGUAUUUGGUCAAUAACAAAAGUUUCUCAAUACUUUGUUAUAUACCCUUUGUUGGCAAUGACACAGGUCAAACGUUUUCUGUAAGUCUUCACAAGGUUUUCACACACUGUUGCUGGUAUUUUGGCCCAUUCCUCCAUGCAGAUCUCCUCUAGAGCAGUGAUGUUUUGGGGCUGUCGCUGGGCAACACAGACUUUCAACUCCCUCCAAAGAUUUUCUAUGGGGUUGAGAUCUGGAGACUGGCUAGGCCACUCCAGGACCUUGAAAUGCUUCUUACGAAGCCACUCCUUCGUUGCCCGGGCGGUGUGUUUGGGAUCAUUGUCAUGCUGAAAGACCCAGCCACGUUUCAUCUUCAAUGCCCUUGCUGAUGGAAGGAGGUUUUCACUCAAAGUCAUGGCCCCAUUCAUUCUUUCCUUUACACGGAUCAGUCGUCCUGGUCCCUUUGCAGAAAAACAGCCCCAAAGCAUGAUGUUUCCACCCCCAUGCUUCACAGUAGGUAUGGUGUUCUUUGGAUGCAACUCAACAUUCUUUGUCCUCCAAACAUGACGAGUUGAGUUUUUACCAAAAAGUUAUAUUUUGGUUUCAUCUGACCAUAUGACAUUCUCCCAAUCCUCUUCUGGAUCAUCCAAAUGCACUCUAGCAAACUUCAGACGGGCCUGGACAUGUACUGGCUUAAGCAGGGGGACACGUCUGGCACUGCAGGAUUUGAGUCCCUGGCGGCGUAGUGUGUUACUGAUGGUAGGCUUUGUUACUUUGGUCCCAGCUCUCUGCAGGUCAUUCACUAGGUCCCCCUGUGUGGUUCUGGGAUUUUUGCUCACCGUUCUUGUGAUCAUUUUGACCCCACGGGGUGAGAUCUUGCGUGGAGCCCCAGAUCGAGGGAGAUUAUCAGUGGUCUUGUAUGUCUUCCAUUUCCUAAUAAUUGCUCCCACAGUUGAUUUCUUCAAACCAAGCUGCUUACCUAUUGCAGAUUCAGUCUUCCCAGCCUGGUGCAGGUCUACAAUUUUGUUUCUGGUGUCCUUUGACAGCUCUUUGGUCUUGGCCAUAGUGGAGUUUGGAGUGUGACUGUUUGAGGUUGUGGACAGGUGUCUAUUAUACUGAUAACAAGUUCAAACAGGUGCCAUUAAUACAGGUAACGAGUGGAGGACAGAGGAGCCUCUUAAAGAAGAAGUUACAGGUCUGAGAGCCAGAAAUCUUGCUUGUUUGUAGGUGACCAAAUACUUAUUUUCCACCAUAAUUUGCAAAUAAAAUGUGAUUUUCUGGAUUUUUUUUCUCAAUUUGUCUGUCAUAGUUGACGUGUACCUAUGAUGAAAAUUACAGGCCUCUCUCAUCUUUUUAAGUGGGAGAACUUGCACAAUUGGUGGCUGACUAAAUACUUUUUUCCCCCACUGUAUUUGAUAAUCUACCAUUUUUAUAGGAGUAGUUAAAACAUGCUAAUAACAGUCCUCUGAGUACAUCAAAAAAGGUUUGGUAUACCUCAACUGGUAUGCCAUCCAGCCCUGGAGUUUUCCUGGACUUAAAGGCUUUAAUUGCUUCAAGAAGUUCCUCCCCUGUAAUUUGGCCUUCACAUGAGUCUUUCUAUACAGCUGUUAGUUUUACACUAUUAAUAGAAAAAAAAAUCCUUACAAUUAACUUUGGUUAGUGGAGAUGGAGGAGACUGAAAUGAAAACAUAUGCUUAAAGUACUUUCCUUCCUCUUUCAAAAUAUAAUUUGGUGAAUCAUGGGUGACUGUCAUUUGUAACAAGUUUCAGAAAAUUAUUUUUGGUAGCAUUUCUAUGUUGAAGAUAAAAAAAUUAUUUGGUGCAUUUUUCCCCAUAUUCCAUCCAGUCCGCUUUAUUUUCAUAAUAUAUUACACUUAAUCCUUCUUGAAUAAGUUCCUCCGUUUCUUUUUGUUUUUCCUCUUAACUUAUUCUGUGCCUCCUACAGUUUUUAUUACUAUCUAUCUGUACUGUUAGUCCCUCUAUUUCCUUUGUUAAUAUGAACUCUUUUGACCUAUAUUGCUUUUGUUUUAAAGAUGAGUUUUGAAUUGCAUGGCCUCUAAAGGCACAUUUAAAAGUGUGCCAUACAAUAAGGGGAUCUGCUGUACCUAUGUUAUGUGGGAAAAAGUAUGUUAUAAAACAAGUUCCUUGCCCACGUGGAAAUUCUGUAAGAGUAAUGUAUAUGCCAAUUAUUUGAUGGUCCGACCGCAUUCUGUCCCCUAUCAACACUUUUUAAACUUUUGGUGCCAGCGAGAAUGACAUAAGAAAGUAGUCAAGACGACUAGCUUGAUUGAGUCUCCGCCAUGUAUAUCUCACAAGGUCAGGAUAUUUAAGCCUCCAUAUAUCCACUAGUUUCAAUAUAUCCAUGAUAUUUGUGAUUUUCUUAUAUGCAUGAGGGUGAUAGUUUGUUGUGUGAUUUCCUUUUACAUUUCUCCCAACAUAACAAUAGAGUCUUGUAUUGCUUGUAGGCUUGAUAAAUGAUUAUAUAUAUUUUCAAAGAAGCUUUGCUCAUCAUUGUUUGGACCAUAUAGAUUAAUGAGCCAAAUAUGUUUAUGGUCCAAUAACAUAUUUAUAAUAAUCAUUCUACCUUGCGGAUCUGUUUGGACAAUUUGCACAUUCGGAUCAAAAUGAUUGUUAAUUAAUAUCAUCACCAAGUAUAGGGAGUGUUAGUUUAUUCACCCCGAACGGCAAUCAGAAUUUACUCACCUACUUUUUUUACCACCACACACACACACACACAGCGGUUAUAGCGUUGGGCCUGCAUUGGGUUGCUAGUUCGAAUCCCUGAGCCGACAAGGUGAAAAAUCUGUGUAUGUGCCGUUGAGCAAGGCACUUAACCCUAAUUGCGCCAGGGUCUCUGUUGAUAAUGGCUGAUACCCCACUCUCCGAGGGGAUAUGCAAAAACAAUGAUUACAAAAAAAUAAAACAAUUCCAAGUCACACAUGCGUAUUAAUACACACUUGUACAUGUGAUUAAUAGGACAAAUAUAAGCACCCACCAUAAUAUUAUUAUUAUUAUUAUUAUUAUACACACACACACCGCUACACUAGGAUCUCAACACCUCCCGGCCAGUAGGCCUCAGUACGCAUUCAGCCUUGAGCACGACACAACAUGGCCCGAUUUACAAAUCUGUUUUUAUCCCAUGUAAUCUAUUUAUAGCUAUUUUACAAUACAACCACUACCAAUAAAUAAUAAAAAUGAUGCUUUGAGUUUGAGAAAAGCUAAAACCAAGUCAUUUUCAUUUCCCCCCCAGUCUGGAGGAGCGCCAGCCCUGGGUCUACCUCACCUGUGGACACGUGCACGGCCACCACGACUGGGGCCAGCGCCCCGAGCGCGGGGAGGAGGGAGGAGGAGAUGGGGAAGGAGGGAUCACAAUGGUCCGCCGGGAGUGCCCUCUAUGCAGGAGUGUGGGGCCCUACGUGCCCCUGUGGCUGGGGUGUGAGCCUGCCGUGUAUGUGGAUGCUGGAGCACCCACAUAUGCAUUUGUACCCUGCGGCCACGUGUGUUCGGAGAGGACAGCCAAGUACUGGGCGGAUACCCCGCUGCCUCAUGGGACACACGCCUUCCGGCCCACCUGUCCCUUCUGCUCUGCCCCUCUCAGCAGCACCCCACAGGGCUGGACCCGCCUCAUCUUCCAGGGCCCUAUCGAC